Messenger RNA from Dufourea novaeangliae, 1831 nucleotides. RefSeq names its product derriere protein (gene mav). Gene Ontology annotation, molecular function: growth factor activity; cytokine activity. Gene Ontology annotation, biological process: SMAD protein signal transduction; BMP signaling pathway. Lineage: Eukaryota; Metazoa; Arthropoda; Insecta; Hymenoptera; Halictidae. The record is from RefSeq and is a predicted model, not a curated record. The coding region runs from base 1 to 1794 and encodes 597 amino acids. Gene Ontology annotation, cellular component: extracellular region. The transcript has 3 exons.
AUGGGAAUGCUGGCCACGACUUGUCAACGACGCGUGACGACCCGUGAUAACGAGGAGGAACAGGAGACAGCGUCGGUGUCCACGUACCGGGGAAGCAACGCCAAUUCUAGCCCCGCGUUCGUCGCGAUCCCAAUUCGCGGGUACGCUACCGGUGACGUCCCAGUUCCGAGAAUCGUCACGAGCGUGUUGUCGUCGCGCAGGUUCGAAUCGGAUCAAGGAGAACGCGUUCGUGAGUGCAGACUACUGUCGAACGGUGGUGAUGGUGGUGAUGGUGCUUGGAAUAGCGAGGACUCCGUCGAUUCACGGUGUGAUUUUGUGAACGACAGCCGGAAAUCCGUGAUCGGCGUGAUCGCGAACACCGGUGAGAACCGUGUCGAACGAACUGAAUGUACCCGUGAGACUCGAUCCUCCGUCGUGACGGCAAACAGCCGUGCGUCGUUGCAUGACUUUCACGUGAUCGGGAAUGCGGAUGGUCCGAUUCCAGUCGAUUCUCGCGAAUUAAACGGUGAUCAUCGUGGUCGUCGACGACGAGGAACAGUGUCCCAGAGGAGCCGAUCGUCCGUUCUCCUGGUGGCGAUCGCGAUGGUUGCGCUAUGCGCGCCCGUAUCGGGCGUGCCGAUGCCGGCGUCGCGAGCGGAUACGUUGCUGUCGCGAACCGGUCCACGACUCGGCCUCGACGGCACGACCGGUCUCGAGGACGUCUACGAGGACGCGUUCGAGGACGUUUUCCGAGAAGAGGAUCCGACUACGAGAAACGUCCUCCAGGAGAGCGAACUGGAGAUCAUCAGACGUAGCAUAGUGCGAGGCCUCGGCUUGAAGAGGAUACCGGACCCUUCGAAAGCGAACGUGAGCCAAGCCGAGUACGAGAGAGCGCACAGAGAGUACCUGAAGAAAGUUCACCUGUCCACCACAGACGAGCACAGCCCGAAAAGCAGGAAAAGUCUGCACGUGUUUCACGCUACAGCGCAUCCUGGAAAUGGAUCGAGUCGAAUCUACGAGACGAGCAGCGAGGUUGGAGGAGGAGGAGGACAGUACCGUCACCGAUUGUUCUUUCCCGUGGAAAUUCCUGGGACGUACGAGACGUCGUCGGUGGAUCACGCGACGCUGCGACUGUUGCUCCACGGUCAUUACAGUGAACGUUCGGACGUGGACGUUCUGCUCUACCUAAGGACGUACGGGGCGAGACGGUUGCUCAUACGAAGGAGGAUCGCGGUACGGGACUCGAGGGACUCGAGAUGGCUCGAAUUCGACUCGACCGUGGCAGUUUCCUCGUGGCUGGAGCCUGGUGUCGAUAAUCUCGGCCUCGAACUAGAAUUCCGUCGCAACGACGAUCGACCAGUACGACGUACCUUUUCGUCCCCUGUUCUGAACGUGUUCACCGAAUCGAUAUCCUCCGCCACGAACGGCCGAGCGAAACGAUCCACUCCCGAGGAACUGAUGUUCCUGCACCAGGGCCGUCGAACGAACUGCAAAGGCGAGAGCAAAAAGUGUUGCAGACACGAGCUGACGGUGAUGUUCAAAGACCUAAAAGGUUUCGAGUUCAUCGUCUACCCGAAAAUGUUCGACGCCGGAUACUGCAAGGGUCGUUGCCCGCCCAGAUACAAUCCGGCCAAUCAUCACGCUCUGCUGCAGAGUCUGCUGUGGAAAGAGGACAGAAAGAAGGUGCCGAAACCGUGUUGCGCGCCCAGCAAGCUCGACCAGCUGAUGAUCGUUUACUUCGACGAGAACGACGCCACGCAGCUGAAAGUCUCCUAUUGGAAGGACAUACAGGUGCUCGAGUGCGCCUGUUCUUGAAGGAUUUCCGUCUUCGUUUUUGAACGAAUAGAUACAA